AGAUCCAAACGGAAUUACGAUUUCUGAACGCAGCCCUAUUCGUACUCGCUCUGUGUUCACCAAGCACCAGAGCUGCUUUUAUCCCUUUUUAAUUCUUAACUUCAAGAAUGACGGGCUUUACUAACAAGCCAAUAUUGAUCGAUGGCCGUGGCCAUUUGUUGGGUCGCUUGGCAGCUAUUGUCUCAAAGACAAUCCUCCAAGGAAACACCGUCAUCAUUGUUCGUUGUGAACAAUUGAACAUCUCUGGAAACUUCUUCCGCAACAAGUUGAAGUUCAUGUCCUUCCUUCGUAAAAGAUGUAAUGUCAAUCCAGCACGUGGACCAUUCCAUCACCGUGCACCAAGCAAGAUCUUCUGGAAGACAGUCAGAGGUAUGAUUCCACACAAAACUGAACGUGGAAAGCAAGCUUUGAGAAGGCUCAAGUGUUACGAAGGAUGUCCACCACCUUAUGACAGCAGAAAACGUGUUGUUGUUCCUGGUGCAAUGAGAGUCAUGUGCUUGAAACCAGGCAGAGAGUACUGUCAUGUUGGACGUCUUUCACAUGAAGUUGGCUGGAAGUACAAGUCAGUUGUACGUACAUUGGAAAACAAGAGAAGAGUCAAGACCAUCAUUGAUAUCCAAAAACGUGACAAACUCAAGGAACUUACCAAAACUGCUGGAGAAAAACUUGUCAAAGUUACUGCACCAUACACAGCUAUCAUCAACAGUUAUGGAUACAACUAAGUGUUUGUAAUAAAUAUAAUAAGACAAAUAAAAUGAAAACACAAUUCGUGAAAAUAUUGUUUUAUUUAA
Molecule: messenger RNA, 791 nt
Organism: Aphidius gifuensis
Lineage: Eukaryota; Metazoa; Arthropoda; Insecta; Hymenoptera; Braconidae
Gene: RpL13A
Product: 60S ribosomal protein L13a
Exons: 6
Coding region: 108-722 (204 amino acids)
Biological process (GO): negative regulation of translation; translation
Cellular component (GO): ribosome; cytosolic large ribosomal subunit
Molecular function (GO): structural constituent of ribosome; mRNA binding
Source: RefSeq, a predicted model, not a curated record